AUGUCACCCAACAGCUGCUCCCGUCCCUCCCUGGACCCCUUCGACGAAGCCAGCUCCCAUCAGUCCGAUCAGGGGGAAGAUGCCAACCGGCGCGACGACGCGACUCGAACCACAUCAACGUCCAGCGAGAAUACCAGAAACAGGCCACCGCCCGCGCAGCCAGACGCGACCUCUGAGGACCUGCAUCGCCUCAUGAUGCCCGACAAGCCGUUGUCCCCGCGCUACGAGGUCGCCGAGCAGCACCCCGGCCCCGGCCCCGGCCCCGCCGCCUCCCUGUCGUCAUCCCAGAACCAAAAGGCCGCCGCGCAGGCUGAGAAGACGACGACGGACGCCGCCAACACAAACCCCGACGCCCAGGUCGAAACCGAGUCCGCAGCCGCAGCCGACGAGAAGGUCCCCAAGCUCGACCCCGCCGGCUUCUUCACCCUCGUCUCCAACUCGACGACAAACACGACCCACCACCCGACCGUCAAGUACAUCUUCGCCGACGACGACCCGGACGUCCUCACCUCGGCGCUCGCGGCUCAGCACACAGCCAACCAACAGUCCUCGUCCUCGGCCUCGGCCUCCAAGACGGGCAAAAACCCGGCGCCCCCGCCGAACAACCGCACCAUCCUGCUGGACGUCGUCCCCGACGCUGACGGUCAGUGGAAGGUGAGCUCGGCCGCGAGCUUAAGCGCCGACUUUGCGGUCACCGAGGCCAGCAUCUCGCGCCAGGAGGGCGAGACGGUGGGCGAGGGCGGGCUGGUGCUGAAGAUCGAGGGCGUGGACGGCGAGGGCGCGGGGGGCGCGGGCGGUGGGGAGAAGGACAAGGCGGAGAGCUUGCCUAGUUCGAACAGCGCCGUGGCUAGGUCCGGCGGAGAGGAGUACGGGCCGAUUCUGGAGGAGUUUGAGCGCAAGAUGAGCGUGAUGAAGAAGGUCGUCAAGGCUGGGGAAGCCCGGGCUGAGAAGGCGAGGGAGUCUAAAGGUGCUGAGGGUGGUGGAUUGGAGAGUGAGGGGAAGUUUGAGGGGCAGGAGUGA
This is a messenger RNA of Colletotrichum karsti, 1020 nucleotides long. RefSeq lists its product as uncharacterized. The transcript has a single exon. Bases 1 to 1020 code for a protein of 339 amino acids. NCBI's taxonomy places the organism in Eukaryota, Fungi, Ascomycota, Sordariomycetes, Glomerellales, Glomerellaceae. The record is from RefSeq and is a predicted model, not a curated record.